Porites evermanni is the source of this 4491-nucleotide messenger RNA. The record is from the annotation of a GenBank genome assembly. NCBI's taxonomy places the organism in Eukaryota, Metazoa, Cnidaria, Anthozoa, Scleractinia, Poritidae.
AUGUCUGCCAUCGAAUACAAUAAUUUGCUUUUCAAAAUAAGCCAGAGACUGAACGAGUUGAAUGUAGGACGACAAUUGCUUGUUAUGUGUAGAGGGAAGGUGGCGCCUCGCGAUGAAGAAAACAUGCAAGACGUCUUCCCGUUGUUUGUAGAGUUGGAGCAGAAUGGUUUUCUUGGUGCAGAUAAAUUGAAUAUUUUAAAAGACCUUUUAAAAGGCCUUGAAGAAUGGUCACUUUUUGGGAAUGUCAAAUCGUUCGAGAGUAAACGAAAGGAAUACAACAGCUUGCUGGAGAGAAUUAUUCAUGUUCUAGACGAGCUCGAUUGUCUCGAACAGCUUGUCGCCAUUUGCAAUGAUCGGAUACCGGAAGAAAAGCAUAGCAGCAUACAAGAUGUUAGAUCACUGUUUCAGGAGCUGGAAAACAAUGACUCUUUAGGGAUCGAUCACCUUGAAGUCCUGAAGGAGAUUUUGACCCGACAGGAGAAAACUGAUUUACUUCGGGAAGUGGAGGAAUUUGAAGACGGAAAAAACCAAGAGGAAGAAUUUGAAUGGCGAAAAGGUAUUGUUACCGUUCUAGAUUCUUCUUUGGGUAUAUCCUCACGAUCCGUCGCGGCGGUUUUUGCUGAUUCUACUUAUUUCUCCCCCUUAUAACCUGUUUUAGGACCAUUUUUUGUACUCAGAGGGACCAAACGAAUGUCUACUGUAUCAAUAUAUAAUUACGAAAUAUUUCAUUUCUCUUUAAUUAAAUUGUUCUACCAUCAUGUAAUAUUAUUAAUUACGAACUGUCUACGCCGCGUCCAAGUCCGAUCUUACAUACCUGUACAAUGUUUCUUAGACCGCUGUUUUAAAAGGAAAUAUACGUCUAAGCCUGUAAGUGUUUAUGAUUUCUUAGAGAGGCAAGACCGUAAAAUUUUCUGGAAAAGUUUCUAAUGCUAAAGGACAUCCACUUUUAUCUAUUAUGCCUCGUGUUGAACCCACAGUGGUCCAGUUACAAUCUUAGGAAAGAAACUUGUUUUAGACCUAAGAUUAACACUAUGCGUUUUAAAAGCUCUAGUUAUUAAUCGUUGAGUUGUUAAUAUGAAUUAGCUAUGCAAUACACUAGAUUUUUUACUUCUCAUUUUUUACCUUUUUAAAAUUUCUUACACUUACUUGUAACGAAAGAUAUGUAUUUUUAUCUUUUGAUCAAUAAAGACUUUAUUAUUAUUAUUGUUAUUGUUAUUAUUAUUAUUGUUAUUAUUAUUAUUAUUAUUAUAUUAUUAUUAUUAUUAUUAUUACUAUUAUUAUUAUUAUUAUUUCAGCACAAGCAGUUGCGAUAGCGUCGUCGGCCAGCAGCAAUUUAGCUGGAGGUAAGUUGCGCUCGUAAUCAUUAAGCUCCAUGCACAUAACGGGGAUUCCCACCACGCCCCCCCCCCCGCCCCCCGCUGGGGAGACACGGCCUCUUGAACAGAGACAAAGAUCUCAGUCCGGUGAUUUUUUCUCAUAAGUGAGAAGUAUAUAUUAAUUUUUGUUAGGAUUGAUUAGAUCUUCUGUUUAGUACUGAUAUAAAAUAUUUAGACACUGGCAAACUGUUUAACAUUUCACGACUAGUGAACCUAUUUUAGGACUCUCAGUCAUAGCUAUAUCUUGGUUUUAAUGCUUCUUCAGAUCAGAUAGCUGAUAGACUUCAAAACAGUCUGAACUUUUCAGUGCGCAAUUGAAGAACGUGGAAGCGGUCAGUGAACAUCUGGAGAGAGAGAAAGCCGCGCACGCUCAAGCGCCAGUUCCAUUGGCUGCCUAUCAGACAGUUUUAAUUGAUCUCAGAGACUCGGUUAUGGCAUAUAGCCUUUCAUAGAUUUCCACUCCUGCAAAUCAAGUACGGGGGGGGAGGGUACUCCUGGGAAUUCUUGGUGGGGGUGUGCCGCCCGGUCCUCCAACACCUGACCCUAUUCCAGACCAAAAAAAUAUAAUUUCCCACACCCGUUUUCAGACCAGACCUCUAAAAUCCAUACCCGUUUUCAGACCUGACCUUUAGACAGAAAUUAUGUUAUCACUGUACUUAGACUAGAGCGCAAACAAAAAAAUUCUUCAAAUCCGUUUCGAGUUCGCAUACUUCUCUUUCUUUCUUACUCAGUUGGAAUUGAAACGAUGAAUACGUUCAUACACUCCUGUAGUUCCCUCAAAAACCAUACCCGUUUCCAGACCAAAAUGGGCAACGUGUAUACCCGCUUUCAGACCAAAACGGCGCAAAAACCCUACCCGAUGGGCCAGAACAUACCUAUAUAGCUUAUAUAAAGGAGUACCCCCGGGCUCAAGUCUUGCAUUGUUUGUUUAAAAAAGAGUUCAGAGGACAUUUUUUGAGACUUUAUUACUAUUUUGACUUAAAAUUGUUAUUGUCUUCCUUGAUUUUCAGUUCUGAACAUAAAGACAUUGUUCAAAGUGGCUGCCGGGGGUACAAUUAUAGCUUCUGCCUAUCAGCUACUGAGGCGUGGCUGCACAUAUGAUCAGUUCGUAACUGCUGUUAAUACCUGCGUCCUUCCUGCUGGCGUUAAACUGAUGCAAAUAGCUGAAGGGAGCGUGAUCCUCAAAGUUCAAGCCGAAAACAUUUCAGCUCUUAACGCCUUGUGGUGUUUAUACAGAGACGGGACGCUUAAAGAAUCAUUCCAAGCUUUGUUUUUCAUUGAUGAAUUGAGAGAAGUUACCGGGGAAGAACAAGUGGAAGUGAUUGUGACCAUCGACGAAGAGGAAUACGACAAAGCCCGUGAGGAGUUAAUCAGAGAAGCACAAGGUGUUUUUUUUUCUCCCAGUUUUCCAGUUACGUUAACGCACGGAUGAUACCUAAUUGCUAUUUUAAAACUGGAAAAGUGUGCAAAGAGGAAAAUCAUUUUAAUUUUUGUUGUGAACUUGGGUAGCACUGAACCCGGAAAAAUCAUUAUAUGAUUAGAUGGGUAUUUUGGAUGCUCUGUUUUCCUUACGUCAGUUCGCUCUCUUUUCACAUGCAGAAGCUUCUUUUGGUUUCAGGAGGCUGAGAAGAGAGAAAAAGAAAGCGCGAGUGGGGACUCGUUUCCCUCUUUCCAACGUUCCCCGCGCGUCUACAAUAAUUAUUUUUAUUAUUAUCGUUUUUUUUUAAUGGAAUCCCUGAGGGAGCGUCUGUUUAGGAGAGAGAGAGUUAAGUUCAUUAUUUUGUUUUCCUUUACACUUGGUUUAAUUCUAUCAUGUAAAGGUCCUGUUGUGCAGAUGGAGGAGUGGCGGGAGAAAGUCGCUUACAUUCAGAAUUAUUUAGCACAAACCAAGGAUAUCGAUACACAAAGCUUCACAACAGAAACAAGCGACAGUGGAAUAUCAAGAUCACAUGCUGCUCCUUCUGAACUUGGCGGACCUGAGGAAACCAGCGGUAAGAUUUCACUAAAGUUAUUGUUAGAGGUUGUAUUCAAACUGAAGUCUAAUGAACAAUUAUUCCUCGAGCCCGAAUGGGCUCUGAGUCAAUAGCCCAUGAGGCCGAAGGCUGAAUGGGCUAUAUUAACUCAGAGGCCAUGAGGGUGAGGGGAAUAAUUGUUUAAGAAAAAUCCAUCUAGUUGAUAAAAAAUAUCGAGACAAAACAACUUUAGCUAGCAAAACGUGAUUCAGCCGCCAUUGUUUUGGUUUUCAAAGCCGGCUCUUUUCGCUACUAGUAGGCUAUAACAUAUUUAAGCAAUAGAAAACGUUUUCCGUGUUUGUAUACCCUGAUAUAAAAACGAGAGGAGUUGGGAGAAUUCGAGACAGUUAUGCAAACCCGAGAGGAAGUCGAGGGUUUGCAUAACCGUCGAGAAUUCUCCCAACGCCUCAUCAUGUCAUCAAGUCUAAGCGCGACUGCCUCAAGGCAAACAAUGCAGAAUAUUGUUAUGGCAGCUAUCGAAUUCUCUCUUGAAAAGACUGAAUUAAUUCCUCAAUUUUUGGACCUUUCCGAAAACUAUCUUCCGAUUGGUUUCAAUUAAUUGGUCUAAAAAUAACUUUGGUGAAAUUCACAUAUCCCAAGGGCUAGACAGGGCUCAGGCCUCUCUGGCCCGUUAUUCUCUCUCGGUUUAAUCCACUGAGUUGAUAAUAUAAGGAAAGGUUAGACGCUGACCCCACGAGCGCUAGCUGAGGUCAGAUUAAAUCGAUUCACUCUGACGAAGAGAAAGCACUCUGAGAGUUAGCACUUUUUUUGAAACUGUAAUUUCUUUACCCACGAAUCGACGCACUUAGAAGUUCUUAUGAACUCGUUUAAACAACGAAGUGAUUACUGCUUGUAUCAUUUCGCUACACUAUUUUUUCUGCUGGGGGAAAUUAACUAGUCGCAUUUCCUAUUUCCCCUUCUUUCUAGAUACCAUUUUCAAUCUUUGCUUAAAAGAUUUAGAUAGUACAGUGACGGAAGAAUUGGCACGUAGACUCCGAAAUGACCUGACUGCUCUGCGGCAAUUUUGCAAGGCAUUUGGACUGGACCCUGAGAAACUGAACCCCAAUAGGCUGCAAAGAAUAAGUGAAUUGUUUCCAGACACC